AUGGCCGACCCAUUCUCGGUCACUACCGAAACCCUCCGCCUCAUCGUUGCCAUCAGGGAUCGGCAGUCCCAAGUGCGGCAGAACAAGAAGAAAUGCCAACAGCUGAUUGACCAUGUACGGUUGCUGGAGGCGAUUUUGCGGCAGCUAGAGGGGUCGCCAACGUUGGAUACAACGACGCCUGUUGCAGGGGCUUUCUCCAGGCUGCAACUUGCACUUAAAGAUGCAGACACACUGAUUGCCCGGGCUGGCUCGAUGGGCAAGGUUUCGUCUUUCAUCAAUGCGAUGGACACGAAGCAGGAGUUUGUCAACGUAUCUUCUGCGUUGAGCAUGUCUAUUCAGGGCCUGAUGCUUGCACAGUCCAGCUCUGGGCAAAAUGAUAUCAUGGAAAUCAGAAGGAGCAUCAGCAAGCUUGCGCAGGAUGUGGUUGCUACAGAAUACCCCCUGGAGCUGGAUAGCAGACAGGAAAGGCUAUACGUCAAUAUGCGACAAAUACUUGACCAAAUGCACAAUGGCACCACCGCAUUCUCCGACGGACGAACAGCUAUGUACAGGCUUCUGGAGGACGCCGUAGGCAAGGAGGAUCUGCAGGCUGAACAGCAGCAGACAUUUGAAUAUAUUGCUGCCGAGCUGAAGAUGGCAAGUACCAAGAAAGGGGUCAUGGAAGAUUUCUACCUUCGACAAAUCCAGGCGGCAAUCGACGAGGGCAUGCCGCGAGAAAGUCAAUACAGCUCUCGCAAAGCCUAUCUGUGCCCCAUCACACUGCAGGUGAUGAAGACGCCGGUAAUGAUAAUUGAGACAGGGGUGACAUAUGAGAAGACUUCUAUCGAAAAUUGGUUCGCACGUGGUUUCAGGACUUGCCCUGUGACAGGCAAGAAUCUCGCUUCCACACAGCUCGUGGUGAAUCGAGGAUUGCAGGAUGCUAUCGAAGGCUGGAUGCGUCAAGCAGAGGGAGCGAGCUCGCAGGUACCCAACAAUGGUUCAAUCCGUGCGUCAUAA
This is a messenger RNA of Ostreobium quekettii, 996 nucleotides long. Lineage: Eukaryota; Viridiplantae; Chlorophyta; Ulvophyceae; Bryopsidales; Ostreobiaceae. The record is from the annotation of a GenBank genome assembly.